Molecule: messenger RNA, 855 nt
Organism: Humulus lupulus (European hop)
Lineage: Eukaryota; Viridiplantae; Streptophyta; Magnoliopsida; Rosales; Cannabaceae
Exons: 5
Coding region: 1-855 (284 amino acids)
Source: RefSeq, a predicted model, not a curated record
AUGGCUUCUGAGCUUUCUCAUGCAUCAAUAGCUUUCCGUAGCUCUCUCAAGGAUUUCUUCAGGGUUUGUGAUUUUUCUCCAUUUUUUCUCUUGUAUAAUAUACUUGACACAGGGCUUGAUUCCACUAUAUUUUGUGUUCCAUUCCAUGAAUUUAGCCAAAAUAUUGGGGAUGCAAAAGAAAAUUUCUUGAUGUGUUUAGUUGAUUUAUUUAGCCAGGUUAAUAGUGUGAGGCUACCUGGUUAUGUUGCACACAAAAAAUGGUUUUGUGGCACUGAAUUAGUUGAGUUCUCAAUAGUUGGAGAUGUUGAUAAUAUUUUGAAGCAAAAUUUGAUUUAUGUUAACAAGUCUACUAAAAGAUUUAGAAAGAAAGGUUGUAUGUUUUAUGAGAAAUUAUGCACUAUCUUUGGUGAUACUAUUGCAACUGGUUCCAAUGUUGAUCCUUCAACUCGAAGUCCUAAUGAUGAUGAUGAUGAUGAUGCAACGUCGAUAAGUCUUUAUACUAGGAAUGAAGAAAAUGGUUUUGAUGAGGAUGGUGGCAAAAGAAGAGGUAAAUCAACUGCCAUUUCGAAUUCUCAAUCAGUAAAAAUAGCAAAAUUAUCACUAGCUUUGGCAGAUGCAUUGGCGACAUAUAAUGAAACUGCAAAGAGAAAGACAGAAUUAAUAGAGAGAUCAGGGGCAACAUCUACAUCGCAUUACUUAUUGGAUGAGAGUGUUGAAGCUCUUAAUCAAAUUGAUGGAAAUAGUGCAGAAGUAUAUGCAAAAACUAUUGAGAAGUUUGAGAACGAGGUGUCCAUAACAAUGUUUCUAAAGAUGUCAGAACAUACAAGAAUAGAUUGGUUGCUGAAUUUGAAGUGA